Sipha flava (yellow sugarcane aphid) is the source of this 4081-nucleotide messenger RNA. RefSeq lists its product as uncharacterized. The record is from RefSeq and is a predicted model, not a curated record. The transcript is spliced from 20 exons. NCBI's taxonomy places the organism in Eukaryota, Metazoa, Arthropoda, Insecta, Hemiptera, Aphididae. Bases 249 to 3515 code for a protein of 1088 amino acids.
UGUAUUUAAAAUAUACUUAGUAAAGUAAAAGCGAGUUGUCAUUUUCCUAAAGGCAGCAACACAAUGGUCUGACCGAUAUCGUCUACCCCUCCUAUGGCAUUUAUAAGUCCUCCCAAACGAUGAAUUUGAACACCGAACACGAUAAAUAUCCCUUCGUUGUGAUAACCGCAGUCGACGAUCAAAAAUGAUAACCGGAUUACGAAAGAAGUCCCUUUAAAUUCUGUGCAUCACACUUUCACACUAGUGUGAUGGCACAAGAAACUCGUACUGAUGAUGGCAUGUAUCUGAAACAAGAGACGUCUAAUGUUGUACAUAAUGUAUGUUUUGUUUGUGGAAACUCUGGACAUCCUGAACAAUAUUGGUUACGAGUACGACCGCCUUCUACCGGACCAUCUGAUGGCUCACCACACUUUCCAUUUUUGGAAAUGCAUGAACCACCACAAGGUUAUAGACAACCAUUAAAUGCAAAGCAGGAUAGUGCGGUAACAAGUUGUUAUUUGUGUUAUUCACUAUUAAUUGGUCAAUGGGAUCGAUAUGAAAGAGAGAAUGUUCCCGCAAGACAACGGGUCUACUGGUUAAAACGCUGUGAUAAUGGUCCAUUUACUGGUGCUGAUCUUUCUACUCAAGGAGAAUAUGCGUGUCAAUUAUUGGGACUCAGUGUUGAUUAUACUAAUAGUCAUAAAGACACUAUCAUGUCAUCUGCAAUGUCUCAAAUUACUGGAGAAGAUAGCCGAGGUGCUAGAAUACCUCUUACAUCAGUCUCUACAUCAUCUGAUCACAUAGCACAACAAAAUGGUUCAAAUCCAAUUAAUACGAGUACACCUCAUUCUAAUCCUGGAAGUUACAGUAGUAGUAGUGGUACAGAUAUUUUAGAUUUAUCUAUGCCAGACAAAAAUUCUUCUACUGAAGUUUGUUAUGUCUGUGGAGAAGAAUUCCGAAGAGGUUCUUUAUCUCAUGUGUCAGCCAAACCACCAGCUGCAGUUACCCAACCUGACCAACCAUUUUUUCCUAGCCUUAUGCUUCACCCUAGACCCCCUCGUUCUAGGCCAAUGGAUAGUACAGGGCGUGUACAAACGUGUUCGGCUUGUCAUGCUCACUUAUUAAAUCAAUGGCAGGUGUAUACAUCAAAAGGCAUUCCACACGGAGAAAGGAAUUACAUUUUGCGUAAACGGUUAAUUCCAUCUAUAGAUACUUCUACAUUUAUUUGUUUUACUUGUUCUCUCGAAUACCCUUCAUCGUCUAUGAGGACAUUAUAUUGUUACCCAAAUAAUAUUCGUGAACCAUAUUAUCCAUCAUUAAUAAAAAUUAAAACUCCCCCUGGUGCUCUUCCUAUAUCUUCUCAAGGCACUGUUCAAGUUUGUGCUGUAUGUUUUAAAUCUGUACCUCAAAAACAUCAAGUUACUAUGUUAAUGGAUUUACCAGUUGUUCCAUCACCUUCUCCAUCUUUGCAAUCAAUUAAAUCACCAGAUAUUCGAUUUCGACCAUAUGAUAUAACUAAACCAAAUAAAUCCCAAACACCAACUCCAUCAGAAGCACAUCGUAGUACUCUUGCAACUAGUACUGAUGUAUCUGGUAAUGGAGGACCUGUACGCAUCAUGAGUGGGAAUAAUUUUCGCUGUUUUGUUUGUUAUGAAAUGCAACAUCGUUCUCAAUUAGAAUGGUUAUGUACAAAUGCAGAAGGCAUGAAUUCACAUGCAAUGCAUUUUCCAUGUCUUAAGCAAUUAUCAAGAUCAGCAGAAAAUUAUUGUGUUGAAUCCCAAGGCAGAGUUCUUGCUUGUUCUAAAUGUGUUCAACAAUUAUCUGUUCAAUGGAAUUCCAUGGAAGCCAACAGGGUCCCGUUAGAACAUAGGAGGUAUGACGUUCCUGGUUUGAAUGUUAACGGUUAUAAUUCACAACAAAUUUCUAGUCGAAAUGAUAUUUCGUCCAUAUAUUGUUUCUUAUGCAACCAUCAUUCUGACCUUACUUAUGCGAGAGUGUUAUAUAGCCGUCCACAAGGUCGAAAUGCACCAUAUUUUCCAUAUCUUCUUAGACAUGAAACCACACCAGGUACAGAGCAAUUACGUGAAGAUGGAUCUGCAUUAGUAUGCACAUUUUGUUAUCAUGCUUAUGUUGCUCAAUGGCGAGAUUAUGAAUCAAGUUCCAUUUCUAUUCCUCAACAUGAAAGAAUUUAUAAUCAUAAAGAAUAUGUAUGUUAUGUUUGUACUCAAAGAACUGGGCGUCGACAUAUUCGAUCCCUUGCAGUGAAUGACUAUCCUUUUUUACGCUACCAUCGUCAAAUUGACCAAGCAUUAUUAUUAGAAAAUGGAGAAUUUGCAGUUGUUUGUGUUGAGUGUUAUGAAACUAUACAUAUACAAGCUAUUGAAUAUGAACGAUUUGGUAUGCCAUUAGAUAAACAAAGUGUUCAAAAUAUAAAUGCAGUUAAAAUGGUCAAACAAGAAGACAGCUACAGUCAAAGAGUACCACAAAAUAUGACAGUAGAUAAAGCACAGGUUAAUCAGACAAAUAAAAUUCUUCGAAAAAACAUAAAACAACAACAAACUGUUGAUAAUACGAAACGUUCUAUGUUAAGUUCCAAUCAAUUGAACUCCAAAACAGAUUUAGGUUUAGUCAAACCUCAACCAACAAGUUCAGGUUCUAAACGUACUUUAAUGCCAAAUAUUAUGGGCCAAACUCCACCACCACCAUCUCCUGGUGGUCGAUCAUUUGCUGCUGCUUUGAGAAAUUUAGCUAAACAAGCAGGACCCCCUUCUACUCAUUCUAAUGAUAAAGAAGGAAUUGAAUCACAAGACCGUCUACAACAAGAAUCGUUAAAAAGUCGCAUCACACUUCCAGCUUGUAAUAAAUCACAACCUGACAAUGAAUCAAAACCAGCUGGUUUAAAUACUGAACCUCGUAGUGGAUUUCAACCUUAUAAGCCAGAUGAACAAAGAACUAUGGUGCCUUCAUCAGCAUCUGCUCCUCCUCAUUUUGCAGUUGAUCCUGCUUCAUAUUCUCCUUAUCAUCCUGCAAAUCUUUAUUCUCCACACUUUCAACAUGCCUUUAGGAUUGAAGAACAAAUGUAUCUUGAAAGAUGUGGAGUGCCUUUAUUUCCUCAUUCUCCCUAUCAUUCUCAUACUACCCCUCAUCCUUCAGCUCUUUAUGGACUUCACCAUUUGCAGUCACCAUUAGUUAUGUCACCAAAUAUAGUAGAUAGAAUGAAAAUGGAAGAAGAUCGACUUCAAAGAGAUAGAGAUAUGCAAGAGCGAGAAAAAAGAGAUAAAGCAAAGCAACAACAGAGAAUUAAAAAUGUACAUACAUUGGCAGCUGACCUUUCAGCUAGGAAGGCGUCAUUAAUGUCAAUUGAAAGUCAUACAAAUAAACCUCAAUUUGUAUGUCCUUUUGAGGACAUCAAAUCGCCAGAUUCAUCAAAAAUAAUAAAGCAACAGUUACCAAAAUCAAACCACCAAUGUAAUCAUGGGAUAUUCAGUUAUAUCAUUAUACCAAAAUACUCUUCACUUAUCGAUGUUUUCACUUAAACUUCAUACAUUUAUAUCCUUCUUAAUAAUUUUUCAAUGAUUAUUUGUCAAAAAAAUUAACCUUAACAUAUUUGGAGCAUUGGUAUUAAUAAGAAAUUACAUAAUAAUCUUCAAUCAACAGCAGUGGAUAAGACAAAAUUAUUUAUUCUUAAUGUGCCAGAAGUAACUAGUUGAUGAUCAGAUUUUGAUGUUAAAAAUAAAACUAUAAAUAUUUGGUGCUUGAAGUUGACAAAGAAAAAUAUUAAGAAAAAAAACUAAAAUAAGAAGAAAGAACUGAAAAUGCUGAACUUAAAUAAAAUGGAUAUUAAUCAAGAACAUUAUCAUUCCCUUAUACCUUUAACAUUUUAUAAAGCAUUGUUUGUUUACGUCAUUCAUUUGUUACGUGUUAAAAAAUAUUUUUCAAAUUACCAUUUCAGUUAUCCAUUAACUCCAUUGAUUAUUCAAUUGCUCAAUAAGAACCCUGUUUAUUUUAUUUUGUAUUUUGGUGUUUGGCAUUUGAAAAAUCGAAUGACAUACAGCAUAUUAUACCCCUAUUUUUGAUUUGUUUUACCAAUUAUUUAAUUUUU